This is a messenger RNA of Jaculus jaculus (lesser Egyptian jerboa), 4194 nucleotides long. It is a transcript of the gene Rev1, whose product is annotated as REV1 DNA directed polymerase. Lineage: Eukaryota; Metazoa; Chordata; Mammalia; Rodentia; Dipodidae. Gene Ontology annotation, molecular function: DNA-directed DNA polymerase activity; damaged DNA binding; deoxycytidyl transferase activity. Gene Ontology annotation, biological process: error-free translesion synthesis; error-prone translesion synthesis. The record is from RefSeq and is a predicted model, not a curated record. Gene Ontology annotation, cellular component: nucleus. The coding region runs from base 369 to 3905 and encodes 1178 amino acids. The transcript has 22 exons.
GGAGGGUACAUGGCUGCCAAGGUCCAGAAAUUGGAGGAGCAGUUUCGAUCAGAUGCUGCUAUGCAGAAGGAUGGGACUUCAUCUGCAAUAUUUAGUGGAGUUGCCAUCUAUGUUAAUGGAUAUACAGGGCAGGAGCCUCAAGUCAUAUAUUACUUGAAAGGAGUGCUAAUGUCAUCACAAUUUCUAAUACUAGCUUUUGUAUCAAGUGCUUCCUGUGUGCCAGACUUAUUUCAUCGUCACAGCUUUGUUUGUUUAUGAAGACAGAGGAGAAAGCCUAAAGUAAAGCAUACAAUGUCCACAGUCACAACUAAAGGGUGUUAAAGCCAAGAUUUAACUCAGAUCCUUCUGCUGAGGAGUUGAGAAAGCUAAUGAUGUUGCAUGGAGGUCAAUACCAUGUGUAUUAUUCCAGAUCCAAAACAACACACAUUAUUGCCACAAAUCUUCCUAAUGCCAAAAUUAAAGAACUAAAGGGAGAAAAAGUAAUUAGGCCAGAAUGGAUUGUGGAAAGCAUCAAAGCAGGGCGACUCCUGUCCUACAUUCCAUAUCAGCUGUACACCAAGCAGUCCAGUGCACAGAAAGGUCUCAACUUUAAUCCUGUAUGCAAACCUGAGGAUGCCAUGCCAGGUCCAAGCAAUAUAACCAAACAGCUCAACAACAGGGUAAACCAUAUAAUUAAGAAGAUUGAGACAGAAAAUGAAGUAAAAGUGAAUGGAACGAACAGUUGGAAUGAAGACGAUGCAAGUGAUUUUAGUUUUGUAGAUCUGGAACAGACACUUCCAGGAAGGAAACAAAAUGGAAUCUCGCAUCACAGAGACAGCAAUGCCAUUUUUAAUGGACACACUCUUAGCUCUAAUGGUGCCUUAAAGACACAGGACUGCUUGAUUUCUGUGGGCAACAGUGUUGCCAGCAGGCUUUCUCCAGACUCUGCCCAGGAAGAGAAGAGGACUGAGGAGAGCAACACUGACUUCCGAGACUGCCCGCUGCAGCAGUUGCAGCGAAACACCAGAAAUGCAGAUGUGUUGCAGAAUUCACACAGAACUAAUUCUCUCUCACCAUCUUUGCACAGUAACAUGAAAAUCAAUGGUGCUCACCACUCCACUGUUCAGGGGCCUUCAAGCACAAAAAGCACUUCUUUGGUACCUACUUUUAGCAAGGCAGUACCUUCAGUGCCAUCCAAACCGUCAGACUGCAACUUUAUUUCAGACUUUUAUUCUCAUUCAAGACUGCAUCACAUCUCAACAUGGAAGUGUGAACUGACUGAGUUUGUCAAUACCCUUCAAAGGCAAAAUAGUGGUAUCUUUCCAGGAAGGGAAAAGUUAAAAAAAAUGAAAGGCAGGUCUUCCCUUGUUGUAACUGACACAGGAAAUAUUUCAGCGUUGAGCUCCCCCAGACAUCAGAGCUGUAUCAUGCAUGUGGAUAUGGAUUGCUUCUUUGUGUCAGUGGGUAUACGAAAUAGACCAGAUCUCAAAGGUAAACCAGUGGCUGUUACAAGUAACAGAGGAACAGGAAGGGCACCUUUACGUCCUGGCGCUAACCCCCAGCUGGAGUGGCAGCUCUAUCAGAAUAAAGCCCUGAAAGGCAAAGCAGCAGAUAUACCAGAUUCAUCAAUGUGGGAGAAUCAAGAUUCUGCACAAACAAAUGGAAUUGAUUCUGUUUUGUCAAAGGCUGAAAUUGCUUCUUGUAGUUAUGAAGCCAGACAAGUUGGCAUUAAGAAUGGAAUGUUUUUUGGACAUGCUAAACAACUGUGUCCUAAUCUGCAAGCUGUUCCGUAUGAUUUUCAUGCAUAUAAGGAAGUUGCACAAACAUUAUAUGAAACACUGGCAAGCUACACUUACAACAUCGAAGCUGUCAGUUGUGACGAAGCACUGGUAGACAUCACUGAAAUCCUUGCAGAGACCAGACUUACUCCUGAUGAAUUUGCAAAUGCCAUUCGUAUGGAAAUCAAAGACAAGACUAAAUGUGCUGCCUCUGUUGGAAUGGGUUCUAAUAUUCUCCUAGCAAGAAUGGCAACUAGAAAAGCAAAACCAGAUGGGCAGUACCACCUGCAACCAGAUGAAGUAGAUGAUUUUAUCAGAGGUCAGCUAGUUACUAAUCUACCAGGAGUUGGACGUUCAAUGGAAUCUAAGUUAGCAUCUUUGGGAAUUAAAACUUGCGGAGACUUGCAGUAUAUGACCAUGGCAAAACUCCAAAAAGAAUUUGGUCCCAAAACAGGUCAAAUGCUUUAUAGGUUCUGCCGUGGCUUGGAUGAUAGACCAGUUAGAACAGAGAAGGAAAGAAAAUCUGUUUCGGCAGAGAUCAACUAUGGAAUAAGGUUUACCCAGCCAAAAGAGGCAGAAGCUUUCCUUCUUAGUCUUUCAGAAGAAAUUCAAAGACGACUUGAAGCCGCUGGCAUGAAGGGAAAACGUCUGACUCUGAAAAUCAUGGUACGAAAGCCUGGGGCCCCUAUAGAAACUGCCAAAUAUGGAGGCCAUGGAAUUUGUGAUAACAUUGCCAGAACUGUAACUUUGGACCAAGCAACAGAUAGUGCAAAAAUAAUUGGAAAAGCUACUCUAAACAUGUUUCAUACAAUGAAACUAAAUAUAUCAGAUAUGAGAGGGGUUGGAAUUCAAGUGAACCAGUUGAUUCCCAGUAAUCCCAAUCCUUCUACAUGUUCCAGUCACCAGUCAGUCCUCUUUCCUGGUGCGUCACAUACUGUCCGUGAUCUCUUCCAAAUUCAGAAAGCUAAGAAACCCACAGAAGAGGAACACAAGGAAGUAUUUCUUUCUGCUGUGGAUCUGGAACUAUCACCUGCCACUAGAGCUUGUACUUUCUUGUCACCUUUGUCUUCACAUCUGGCAGCUGGUGUCAAUCCUGACAUUAACAGAGGCGAGACUUCAAGGAAAUGGAAUGGUCUACAUUCUCCUGUCAGUGUACAGUCAAGACUUAACCUGAGUAUAGAGGUCCCAUCACCUUCCCAGCUUGAUCAGUCUGUAUUAGAAGCACUUCCAUCUGAUCUCCGGGAUCACAUAGAACACAUUUGUGCUGCUCAGCAAGGAGAACCACGCGGCAACAAAAAGAAAGAACUAGUAAAUGGCUGCAGUGCAGGGGUAGUGCAGAAUCCUGUUGGUGCAGUUUUGUUGCAAAUACCAGAAUCUCAAGAAUGCAGUAGUGACACAGGAAUCAAUGUUAUAGCCCUUCCAGCAUUUUCCCAGGUGGACCCUGAGGUCUUUGCUGCCCUUCCUGCUGAGCUUCAGAAGGAGCUGAAAGCAGCUUAUGAUCAAAGACAAAAGCAGGGCGAGGAAACCACUCACCAGCAGACAGCCAGUGCAUCUGUGCCAAAGAAUCCUUUACUUCAGCUAAAGCCACCAGCAGCAAAAGAUAAGAGAAACAAGAAGAAAAAAUUCCCCAUCAGUCCUGCCAAAAAAAUUCAGAGUCCUUUGAAAAAUAAGCUGCUUAACAGUCCUGCAAAAACUCUGCCAGGGGUCUGUGGGAGUCCGCAGAAGUUAAUGGAUGGUUUUUUAAAGCAUGAAGGAACAGCUACCGAGACACCCUUGGGAGAACUUGCUGCUUCCACUUCAGGUGUGCAGGGAACUUCUAGUUUGCAGCCAGACCAGUACAGCUGUGUCAGACCUAUAGCACCCAAUCUUGCUGGAGCUGUUGAAUUCAGUGAUGUGAAGACCUUGCUCAAAGAAUGGAUAACUACUAUUUCAGAUCCAAUGGAAGAAGACAUUCUGCAAGUUGUGAAAUACUGUACUGACCUUAUAGAGGAAAAAGAUUUGGAAAAACUGGAUCUAGUUAUAAAAUACAUGAAAAGGUUGAUGCAGCAGUCCGUGGAGUCAGUUUGGAACAUGGCAUUUGAUUUUAUUCUUGACAACGUUCAGGUGGUUUUACAACAAACUUAUGGAAGCACACUUAAGGUCACCUAAUUGUUGCCAGAGAGCCUGGUGCUUUCUGCUAGCUGUGCCAUAAGUGCUUGUGAGGUUAUUUGCAAAGUGCAUGAUAGUAAUGCUCUGAGUUUUUAAAAUUUUUAAUUUUUAAGCGAGUGUUUUGUACAUUUCUUUUCAAAAAGUGCCAAAUUUGUCAGUAUUGCAUGUAAAUAAUUGUGUUAAUUCUUUUACUCAUAGAAUAGAUUCUAUUUACAAAAUGUUUGUUUAUAAAGUUUUAUGGAUUUUUACAGUGAAGUGUUUACAGUUGUUUAAUAAAGAACUGUAUGUA